Hibiscus syriacus is the source of this 2043-nucleotide messenger RNA. RefSeq names its product SWI/SNF complex component SNF12 homolog. Bases 371 to 2002 code for a protein of 543 amino acids. The record is from RefSeq and is a predicted model, not a curated record. Gene Ontology annotation, biological process: regulation of transcription by RNA polymerase II. Gene Ontology annotation, cellular component: nucleus; SWI/SNF complex. Lineage: Eukaryota; Viridiplantae; Streptophyta; Magnoliopsida; Malvales; Malvaceae. The transcript is spliced from 4 exons.
UUUGCUGGAAGACAAUCGAAAUCUUUCAAAUCUAUUCAAUCUUUUGUAAGACUAUUGCAAUUUUGUUCUUUUAAUUGUUACUUUUUUGUUUCACUCUUAAUUCCUCUCUUUUGGUUUCAACUCUCUCCCCUUAAUCUGAUUGCGUAAUUCAAAUUCUUCGUUUCUAGCACUUCCUAUCUUUGUUUUUUCCCUUUUUUUUCCUCAUUUUUUCUUGUUUAGAAUCCGACUUUUUUUUGUGUAUGAUUUGGUUCUAAUUCAGUGUCUUUGCGGGUUUUGGAAAAUUAGGGCUUUGGGGUUUUGUACCUUUGGGGUUCAACUUCUAAAGGUUUGGUAGGUGUUCGAUAUUUUUCCCAAGUGAAUUAGAUUAGUGAUGUCUAUGAACAAUAACAAUCCCUCCAAGAGCCUUGGGGCGUCUUCGUCGCCUGUUGCUAAUGCGGGGAUGGUAGCUCCAUCGAUGUCUGGAAAUCCUGCAUUCUCGCAGGCACAGGCACAACUAAGUGCUGAUUUUCAAGCUCAGUUUCAGUUAUCACAAGCUCAGGCCCUUGCUCUGGCUCAGUUGAAAGCUCUGGCCCAUGCUCGAGCUCAAGGGCAGUCUGUUCAUGCCCAAUUCCAAGCACAACUUCAAGCUCAAAGUUUGGCCCUUAGCCAAACUCAAAAUGCUGGCCUUGGUAAUUUAAGUUCGUCAUCGCCAUCCAUGUCUACUCCUGGCAGUGCAAGUGCAAGGAGGAUCUUUCAAAGGCCCCCCAUGUAUCCUCCUACUGUUCCGAUGACAAACACUAUGUCCCCUUUGAGAACAGUGGAACUUACACAGGCAGCUAGAAGAAAGAAGCAGAAGGUUCCUGACAAACAGCUACAAGAAAGAGUGGCUACCAUUCUUCCCGAAUCCGCUUUGUACACCCAGCUUCUUGAUUUUGAGGCACGAGUUGAUGCUGCGGUUGCUCGGAAAAAAGUUGACAUCCAAGAGGCACUAAAAAGCCCACCUAGUGUUCAGAAAACUCUUAGAAUAUAUGUUUUCAACACAUUUGCUAAUCAGAUUCAGACAAUUCCAAAGAAGCCUAACGCAGAGCCCCCGGUGUGGACCCUUAAGAUUAUUGGGAAGAUCUUGGAAGAUGGGAUAGAUCCUGAUCAGCCUGGGUUUGUUCAUAAAACGAACCCGUUGUACCCAAAGUUUUCAUCCUUCUUCAAAAGAGUGACUAUCUCUUUAGACCAGAGACUGUAUCCGAAUAAUCAUAUCAUUAUAUGGGAGCAUGCUCAAUCUCCCGCACCACAAGAAGGUUUUGAGGUGAAGAGAAAGGGGGAAAAAGAAUUCACUGUGAAUAUUCGGUUAGAAAUGAAUUAUGUUCCCGAGAAGUUCAAGCUUUCUUCAGCUUUAAUGGAAGUCCUUGGUAUUGAGGUUGAUACACGCCCUAGAAUUUUAGCUGCAAUUUGGCAUUAUGUGAAAGCUAGAAAACUUCAAAACCCAAUUGAUCCGUCUUGUUUUAAUUGUGAUGCACAGCUUCAGAAAGUUUUUGGGGAAGACAGAGUGAAAUUUACCAUGGUUCCACAGAAGAUAUUGCAGCAUUUGUCUCCACCACCACCCAUACAUUUGGACCAUAAAAUCAAGCUUUCUGGGAAUAGUCCUGCUGGAAAUGCAUGCUAUGAUGUGUUAGUCGACAUACCCUUUCCUAUACAAAGGGAAUUGUCUGCUCUGUUGACAAAUGGAGAAAAGACCAAAGAGAUUGAUGCUUGUGAUGAAUCAAUAUGUGCUACUAUAAGGAAAAUUCAUGACCACUGUAGAAGGCGUGCAUUUUUUCUAGGAUUCAGUCAAUCUCCAGUAGAAUUUAUAAAUGCUUUAGUUCAGUCUCAGACCCGGGAUCUGAAAUUGGUAACUGGAGAACCUAGUCGAAGUGCUGAAAAAGAGCGGCAAUCAGAUUUCUUUAACCAACAAUGGGUUGAAGAUGCUGUUAUCCGUUAUCUGAAUCGCAAGCCACCUCCCGGAAGUGAUGCUCCAGGAAGCUCAUGAAUCAUGGAAACCAGCUGCUGGAAUUGAUUUUCCAGGGAGAA